AUGGCCUGGCAGGGCCCAAUGGGUUUACCAAUACCUGAGGCACAGAACGAAGCAGACGACGGGGGGAAGAUAAAUGGAGCAGAGAGAAACGGCGAGAUGUGCCACACCCUGGUACUGCUGCCUGUGGGAACUCCACACGACCUGAGUCCUUGGAUCGAUAACGGGUUCACUGGUGUCCGAGGCACAGAACGAAGCAGAGAAAAAGGAAGAGAAACGGAGCAGAGAAACGGCAAGACCUGUCGCACCCUGGUAUUGCAGCGUGUAAGAACUCCACAAGACCUGGUGCAUUGUGCAAAAGCAAAGUUUUAUCAGUUCAAUCGUUCAGACAACAUGAACGAAAGGUGCUACCAGCCCCUUCUGGGCACCAAUACUGUCUCUGCCGAUUUCGAGGAGAAAUGUGGUCAUGGACGUCCUCAAUUGUACUCAACAGCAGAUGAGCACCGGGUGGCUAAUACACUUCAACAGCGCAAUCGUCGGGCAAAACUCAGAGAGUACGAGAUCAAUAUGGAUUAUAUUGGAUAG
Molecule: messenger RNA, 522 nt
Organism: Cantharellus anzutake
Lineage: Eukaryota; Fungi; Basidiomycota; Agaricomycetes; Cantharellales; Hydnaceae
Exons: 4
Coding region: 1-522 (173 amino acids)
Source: RefSeq, a predicted model, not a curated record